Oreochromis aureus is the source of this 2879-nucleotide messenger RNA. It is a transcript of the gene ltv1, whose product is annotated as LTV1 ribosome biogenesis factor. The transcript is spliced from 11 exons. Gene Ontology annotation, biological process: ribosomal small subunit biogenesis; ribosomal small subunit export from nucleus. The coding region runs from base 177 to 1589 and encodes 470 amino acids. Gene Ontology annotation, cellular component: cytosol; preribosome, small subunit precursor; nucleus. Lineage: Eukaryota; Metazoa; Chordata; Actinopteri; Cichliformes; Cichlidae. The record is from RefSeq and is a predicted model, not a curated record.
AAUGGUUCUUUCCAGUAAUGGUAGCACCAGCGUGGUGAAGGUGAAGGCAGCGUGUAUAAACAACGAGGAAAGAGUGACCAUUUAAACGGUUACAUGUUGUAACAGCUACCCGUGAAUCGAGAUUUGAAGACCUUUUAGCUUGACCCGUCGGAAAACAGGAGAGACUCUAUAACAAAAUGCCCCAUCGAAAGAAGAAGGCAUUUAUUGACAAGAAGAAGGCUGUGACCUUUCACCUCGUCCACAGGAGUCAAAAGGACCCUCUGGCUGCAGAUGAGAAAGCGCCACAGCAUGUCCUCUUGCCUGCCACAAAGGUGGAAACGGAGAAGAGGCGUGAGGAGCAACGGAAAUUUGGCGUAUUCUUUGAUGAUGAUUAUGACUACCUUCAGCACCUGAAGGAGGCGUCGGGCCCAUCUGAGCUCGUGUACUCUGACAGACAGCCUUUUUCCCUCCAAGAUGAAGAGGAGGAGAAUGAGGGGGGGAAAAUUGUGCACAAGGACAAUCCUGCUUCCUCCAUCAACCUGCCUUCUUCAGUGUUCGCCUCAGAGUUUGAAGAGAAGGUGGGACUUUUGAACAAAGCUGCUCCCAUUUCAGGACCCCGGCUCGACAUGGAUCCGGACAUUGUAGCUGCGCUCGACGAUGACUUUGAUUUUGAGAACCCCAACAACAUCCUGGAUGAUGAUUUCAUCAUCAGAGCAAACAGUGGGACUGGAGCUGUGGACACGGAAGGAGACAGUCAUGAUGAUGAUGAUGACGAGUGGGAAGACACAGAUGAGGAAGGCGACUUUGACUCUGACGGCAGUUUUUCCAGCAACGAGGACGCGCAAGGGGACGGCCGAGGUCGAGAGUUUCUGUUCAUGGACGAAGAGACGAAGAGUCGCUUCACUGAGUACUCGCUGACUUCGUCUGUGAUGAGGAGGAACGAGCAGCUCACCCUGCUGGACGACCGCUUUGAAAAGUUUUAUGAACAGUUUGAUGAUGAUGAGAUCGGUCCUCUGGACAACGCUGAGCUGGAAGGGUUCAUUGAACCAGACAGUGUUCGUCUGGAUGAAGUCCUCAAAGACUACUUCAAACAGAAAGAGAAGGAGUCUCUGAGGCCAGAAGAUUUAGGUCCCAAAGAGCUUCCUGUUGUGAGGGAGGAGGAGGAAGAUGAGGAUGAAGAAGAAGAGAUGGAAACCGUUGUUGUUGAAGCUCCAGAAGAGAAGUGGGACUGUGAAACAAUCAUCAGUACAUACUCCAAUAUAUAUAACAGACCCAAAGUCAUUGAAGAACCUCAAAAGCCAAAGCCGAUCCGUGUUUCCAGUAAGACGGGCAUCCCUCUAGAUGUGCUCCCAGCCAGAGGUCUCACAGCCAAGCAGGCAGAGCGCAUGACGAGAAUUAACGACACAGACCUGCCUCGUGUCUCCGCUCAGCCUCGAAGCAAAGAGGAGAGCAAAGAAGAGAGGAAGGCCAGGAAACAGGCUAUCAAGGAAGAACGUAAGGAAAGAAGAGCUGAAAAGAAAGCCAAUAAAAUGGCAUUCAAGGAGGAAAAAGCCCGGCAGGAGAAGCAAAUGUUGAACCUGAGGACAAAUGUUCAAGGCCUGAAGCUUUAGCAGCUGCCUGCCAGGCCUGUGCCUACACUGACUUUUCAACUGGUCACAUGUUGCUCUUCACCUCAGUGGAGCUGACAGGACAGGAAAUGAUGGCAAAUGAGAGGGCUGAGGGGGAUGUUGGGAAGUUUUGGUUUCCCCAAAUCAUCCAAUUCAUUCAGGAAAGAGCAAAAAUUGAAUUUCAUCUCCAGUAAUCCGGCUCAGGAUGUCGUGCUGUUGAAGGAAUACUGAAGGACAGGCUGUCACGCUUCAGUCAUGCCUGUCAAAUAUGAAUUUUGCGCCUUUAUUAAAAAUACUUAAAUCCAGGUUUCUGAUAUUCUUUCUUUAAAUCUUGUCAUUCUGUACUUUUACCACAGAUGAUAAGGUGGAUGACUCAGUGCUGAUUGUGUGUUAACCAUAAUAAAAUUAAUAUUGCUGCUUAGAUAUGAUUAUUAUUAUCAUCAAUUUAAAAAAACUCACUGUAUAUAAUGUUUAACAGGUCUGCAUUUUAGUUGUACAGUUACUUUCUUAUGGGCCUGUUUGUCUCAUAGUGAAUGAGAUGCGUCCGGUCUGAAGAGCCGAGAUUUAAGUGUGAGACAAGUUUGUACGAGUACUUUCUGAGCAUUUUUAUAAUGAUUAUAAUUGUAAUUUGGUCACUAUAUGAUGUUAUGAAAUAAGCUUACAUUGUGCACAGGCACAUAAGCUUUAUCGAACUUAAGAUACACAUUUAAUACUUCUCUAAACUAUUGCUGUAAAUACAAUAUGUUUAUCUUUUGUGCAUUUCAUAAACUUUAAAUUUUGUACUAAUUCAUAGGUUUUCACUGAAGGGCUGAGAUAUCAACACAUUUAGCAUAAUUAAAAGAAAAAAAAACAACAACAUUAAUUCAAUUGAAUUAAACUGUUUGAUUGCUACACAAGACUAAGUCCUUCUGUGCUGUUGUAGAUCCAACUAAUGACCAGCAGGAGCUGAUGAAGCGUCCAGAAGACUGUUCACUUUUCACUGCAUAGCUCUGUAGUUGAAACAGGAGAAAGUGCGUCCUCCUCUUCAAACAGAGAUGAGCUCUGACGCAGGCAGGCUGGAGGCGGCCUGCUCAUCAAGCAAAACACGGAUCAGCUUCCAGCACAAAUUUUACUAACAUUGCUAUGGCAACUUGUUUGCUAGCCACAUGUCUAAACUGAGCUGUGAGCAACAUGUAAGGAUAACUGGAGGUGGAGUAUAAACAAGAAUAAUUUAGAGGGUUUUGAGAGUUUUAUUUUUAUGUCACUUUAAACGCCUAACCUGCAACAAUAAAGGAAACGCACUUCUCUCCACGC